This is a messenger RNA of Neohortaea acidophila, 2190 nucleotides long. RefSeq lists its product as uncharacterized. NCBI's taxonomy places the organism in Eukaryota, Fungi, Ascomycota, Dothideomycetes, Mycosphaerellales, Teratosphaeriaceae. Gene Ontology annotation, molecular function: protein dimerization activity; DNA-binding transcription factor activity. Gene Ontology annotation, cellular component: RNA polymerase II transcription regulator complex. The record is from RefSeq and is a predicted model, not a curated record. Gene Ontology annotation, biological process: positive regulation of transcription by RNA polymerase II. Bases 268 to 1731 code for a protein of 487 amino acids. The transcript has 4 exons.
UUUCAUCCUCCCUGCGCAGUUUGGCAGAGGUACACUUGUGAACCCGCCCCGCGUCGCAUACACAGGCUCCUUUGUGCUUCGUUUCAUCAAGCCGCCAGAGGUCCAGUUCCUCCUCCACGCGCGCCUUGCACCCACCUGCUCUACCCGCCGAGUACGCGUCGCCGACCUUUCUCUACGAGCGCACACGCAAUCGAGCUCUCCCCUGCAGGGCAACAUCUCUCAUAGCAGAAACUUUGGUCCGGGGAGUGUCUCAGGCACGCCCACACCAUGACGGAAAGCGUAGCGUCGCCGCGCAGGCCGUCACCGCAGCAUGCGCUGCCGUCGCCGCAACAACAGCAACCGCAAUACCCCCCCGUCAGCCAAACUCUACCCCCCAUCAGUAGCCUCACCAAUGGCAUCCGUCCGCCUUCACACCAACGCUCCCCCGAGGAGCUCUCGGCCUCCGACUCGGCAAGGGACUCGGGAACAUGGCCGCAGUCACAGAGUAAGCACACCUCAGCGGGUAGCGGUCUGCACGUGCACACUCUUCUGAACCACGACGACUCUCCUCCCCGGAACUCCAUCCCAUCAACACCGCUGUCUGGGCGGAUACAAAGUGGCGCUUCCUUUGGCUCGCAAGGGUUGCCCUCCAUCAACCAAGGCUUUCAACAAGAACCACCGACCAACCGCGAUAGCCAGGCCUCCUGGGACUCGCGGCGGAGCAGUGUCGAUAGCCGCAUGCACCAGGGGCUCAGUGGCCUCUACAUCAACAAUCCACAGUCGCCGUAUGAAAGCGCAAACACAUCACAAGUCUCAUUGGCGGCUAGUCUGCGCCGGCCAAAUGGACAGGGACCAAUGUCACCGCUCAGCUCACGACCUGGCGUGCGGCCGCGGAUUGCCCCCCCUAUCAUACCCGUGGGCCGGACGGCUGGUCAACCCGAUCCCACCGCAGCAAAGCCCACGCAAGGUUAUGCCUGGGCCUUUCCCGACGGACCCAUUCCCGAGGAACGGCGGGACUCUGACAGCAGCGAAUCCACCAAUGUCGUUUCCCGAAACAAUAGUAUCGCGGCCUCGUCGAUCCGAAGCAGCAUCUUCUCGGCGGACUCGCGGAUGCCUGCAGGCCAAAGGCGGCUCGAUGACGAUCAAGCGAGCGCACAUCAACACUCGAUGCAGCAUCGCUCAAUACAGGACCUGCAGCAAGAGAAUGGAUCUGCCCUGGGCACAUACAGUCGAACGCCGGAGUUGCGGGUAAGCCACAAGCUGGCGGAACGCAAACGACGAAGCGAGAUGAAGGAUCUUUUCGAGGACCUCAACAAGGCCGUCCCAACCAGUGGCGGGGCCAAGGCCAGCAAAUGGGAGAUUCUCUCCAAAGCAAUCGAUCAUAUUCGCAACACGCAACAUACCGAACGCCACCUCGGGAACGAAGUCGCGCGCCUCCAGCGCGAGGUCGAGUACUCGCGCGAAGCGCAGAAGGAGAAUGAGCUGCUCAAGACCGAGGUGCAAGUCAUGUACCAGACGCUCAAGCGCCUCGACGCCAACGCACCGCACGUAUACGGCCACUUUACGAACCAGCUAAGCCAGCCGAAUGGCGGACCCUCCUCGGGCAUCUCCCUCCCGCCCCUUAAUCCCCCGGGCUCGUCGGCGGGCAGGCAGCACGAGUAUGCGCCGCACCCUCAGCAUCCGUCGCAGCCUUCGCAGACGGGCGGCGCCGCUAUGCAGGGCGUGGAAUAUGCGUACGGGCAGGCGAGGUGAUGGACAUGUUCAUCAUUUGAUGACAUCUUGCCAUGGACGAUGUCGCUUAAUACUUCUGGCCCUCGACACUGUACGGCAUUCCAGUCACUCGUCAUUCGCUUAUCACUACACUACGACUAUUCUAAACUGAGGCAUCAAUCAUCAACGAGACGAGGCGGGGGACGAUACUUGCGUCUGGUAAUAGUAGUGAAGAGGUUGCAGCAGCAGCGGGCGCGCGGGGAGGAAAAACAACAGCAUGGUGUUCAUUCCGGGUUGGGCGGGGUAUGCUCGUUUGUGUCAAUCCAUCGCUGCAAUCUGUGUGCCUCUCUCGCUUCGGAGAUGGAAAUGGGAGGCUGUGAAGAGUACGAUGAGAGGGGUGGAAGAUCGAUGUGCGGCUAGAUGACGCUCUGCUGUCGAUUUUGCUGCCCCGGUUUCGUGGAAUUUGGAAGGUGAAGAAUGUUCGUUAUGUACCAAGAGGUA